ACAUACGUAGGCAAUGUAUUUUUCGCACGUUGCACUUUGUUGUGGUUUCACGUUUCCUAUUUUUAGACCCGUAUUUUGUUGGCGGACCGCAAGCUUCUAUUUCUCUUUCUUUUCACAUUGAUAUUCGUUUUCGACCGUUUAAUAAUAAAAUUGUACAUUCGCUCACACGAUCUUUCUAUUCAUAUGUUUACAACGUAUAUCUGCAAAUUACAGUCUUUGACCAUCGAAAAUAAUUGCACUCUUUUACAUUACAUCGAUAACAACAAUAUAAAUACAAGAAUUUAGUGACGAAUUGCACGCUUUAUCUAGAUAAGCGUCUUGAUUAGAGCUACAUUAGUACAAAUCUCUGGGAAAGUAUUGUUUAGAUUUUAGAUUCGUAAGCUGAUAGUGGUUUUUAGAUGACACAGCGCGGUGUAUAAUACGAUGACAAGCGAACAGAUUCUGUAUAGAAAAGAAAUUGUUCUGUGUAAAAGUGUCGAUCUCCUUUAGCACAUUGUUUUUCUUUGCAGUUUUAUCGUGUGUAAUAUAAAGUGGGGAUUCGUGAGAUUAUGGACGCCCCCUAGUAGCGUGCGUGCGUGCGUGCGUCACAACGCGUAGCGUCUUGCACGUAUACACUGUCAAGCCGAAAUCGCGGUGUUAGUUACAGAAAGAAGUGGCAACGAAUUGAUGUAAACAAGUAUAAUAAAGAUGAUGACGAUCAGUGGUUUUCUCGUCACGACGAAUUAUCGCGGUUGAACUUUUUAUACAUGAUUUUUAUACAUACCGUACGGGACAGAAAACGGAGCUAAUUUUCGUGCUACUGUCACGAGCCAUCGAAACAUGCUGUUCUCAGUGUCAAAGAAGCAGUCUGAAAAUAACGUGCAAAAUGUUUAGUUUUCAUAAGCCAAAGGUGUAUCGAUCUAGUACCGGAUGCUGCAUUUGUAAAGCCAAAUCAAGCAGCUCCCGGUUCACAGACAGCAAAAAAUAUGAGGAUGAUUUUAUGGAAUGCUUCCAGCUUGAAGAGAGAAGAACUGGAGAAAUUUGUAAUGCAUGCGUGCUUUUGGUAAAAAGAUGGAAAAAAUUACCGGCAGGAAGUAAUCGCAAUUGGAGACAUGUAGUAGAUGCACGUGCAGGACCUGGAAUUAAAUCGCUGACUAAAUUUAAAUCGAAAAAUAAAAAAAAGAUAAAAGAUUUACCGGAGAAGUUUGAAAAGAUUAUGAAGAAGAAGCACCUGUAUCUAAAAGCAGAUAGAGAUCGAGAAGAAAGCCCAGCAAUUAACGAUGACUUAGUAGAAGAUUAUUUGAACGGGAAUGGUAGCAAGGGUUCAAGUCGUGCUGGUAGUCCUAUAGGUAGUGAUGAUAUUCCAGUAACUGAAAAACAAUUAAACAUACAGGAUAAUCCAGAAGUAAAGGAUGACUUAACUGUUAAUGGUUUUAUCGAUUUAACGUACUUUAAAAGGGAAAUCAUUUGUUGUGGAACAAUAUUCAAGGGUCCAUACGGAGAAGUGAUAGUAGAUCCCUCGCUUAUAAAACCCUGCAUCGGUUGCAUAGCUAGACAACAACGACGGCAACAAACUAGUGCAAUGAGCUGCAGUCCUGCGCAUAGUUCUGCGUCGGCUAGUCCUGUCCACAGUUCGGCGUCCGCUAGUCCUGCCCAUAGUGUCGAGUCUGGUACCGAGGCGACGGUCUCGAAGCAAACAAGCAAAAUGUUCAGUGACUCGUCGUCCGAUUCCGGCUAUGACGAAUGUUCCAACCAAGGAGUUGGCGAGAGUAAGAUUACCAAAAUUAUUCAAAACACAAGUGCUACCGUAAAGCCGCCGGCAGUUAAAAUACAACCAUUGAAGAGUGUUCAACUAAAAGCUAUACCAGUAUCGGAAGCUGUCAGGUUAAAAACAGACGUGCCAAUCAAGUUGGUACCUAUCAAACAGAUCGAUCAGUUAUCUUGUAAGCCAUUAUCCUUAGUUUCGUCUGCCAAUGUCGCUUUAAGCAGUAAUAAUUCACACUCCAUCGUUACCGUCCCAAAUAAUCCACUCGUCGAUUUUGCCAUGCACGCAGCCUCCGCCAGGCAGUCAGUCUCUAAUUAAUGUCAGUCUCUCGUAGAAUUUUAAUUUAUAUUUUUUCUUAUCUAGUUAGAUGUAUGCUACGAUGCAAAUUCGUGUGUUGCGCAUUUCUAUCAUCACCGUACCAGUUAACAAAGGUCUUGGAUAAGGGUGUUUAAGUUUUAUCAUAUCCAGCACUAAGGGACAAGAGUUUAUAAUGUUAUAAAUGGCGAGAAGAAACUAAUUACUUGUAAUUAGGGUAAAUGUUAUUGAUGUGCAGUAGACAGAUAGUGCUCUUAGGAAUGGUUGCAGGAUCUACGUCCUUGGUCGUUGAUUGUUGACAAAAAAUAUAUAUAUAUAAAUAUGUAUAUAUAAAUAUAUAUUAUUAUGUAUGUAAUAUUGUCUUUCUGGACGUAAGAGUUCGCUCGUCGUCUAUCGGAUGAUUUUUAAAAAUGAUCAGCUGAAAAAGAGCACGAUUUUUCUACUGAACGCCGUUUGUAGGAUACAUGUAAAAUGCUCAUAAACUGCCAUAAAUUAGUAAUUGCUAUCUCUCGACGAGUGACAUCGACUCGCGGGAUGUUAUCAAUUAUUUUCUAUGCGUAAUAAUUAGCUACGUGCAUCAAAAUGCUGUGAUGAACAUUGUAAUGUAACGAAUUAGAAGAUUGUUAUUCAUGAAAUGGCAGUUUAUAAUUAAGCAUUAGUUAAUGUACUCUAAUGGUACGAACGUUUUCUUAUCCACGGCUUUUCGUUCUCUGGGUUAUCUAUCAUCGCAAUUAUCUAUGUGAAUAUUUGUAUAGAAGUUCCAAGAUGCCAAUCAUAAUACUUCAAACGUUUGGGUCCAAAAAUUAAAAACGAAAAUAAGAGAGAGCGGAGAAUUCACUUAGGGUCAUGAUAGCUACAUUGUACCAGGUGCAUUUUGAAAUGAUUCAUGCAAAGGUCCAUGACGUUAAAAUUAAGUAAUUCAACUUAAGAGAAAAAUGUAUUCAGGUACUGUAAAUCCUGGCCCGCAAAUAGCAAUAAUACGGAGGGUAACUUUAUUAUUAAAAUAAACGAAGUCUGUUACAUAGCAUCAUAUCACUAUGAUGAUAUAUUUAGGCAGUAUUAUUAGAGGAAGAAAAAAAAAUGAAUAAGAACACGGCAAUCAGAUUGGCAAACUGGACCAGAGAAACUUUGUUAUAAUAUUUCAGGGUGACUGCAUCAAUGUAUAAAAAGAAACAAUUGAUUAACACCAGAGUAGCGGCGAUUAUACGAAAUAAGUGUAAUGCUAAAUAAGUGAAAACUGUUGGUUCCUAGUUUUCAGAGAUGGGCACACGACCGAACAAAAGCACACAGAGGUACCUGUUCGAAACAGAUUACUGUGAUCAUUGGAUUAUCGUUUUUAACUCCUUCUUACAUAUUAACAAUGUCCUGUUUUCUUUUUCGAUACAUAAUCUUAUACGCACAAAAGCUAUCCAAAUUCUAACCCAGGAGUGACCACAUUUUUCUUAAAAUCAAACCAUUUCACGUGGUAUGCCUCUAAAAUAACAUGUACCUAUAAACGAUCAUAGAGAGAUUAACAGUAAUGCAUUUAUAGCUCACAUAAUCUUACGAAUGAAACCAAAGAUGUGUGAAAGAUAUGCAUUUAUUUUAUACCAGGGACAAAUGAUUCGGUAAAUAAUAUAAAUUUUUUAUUCGAGCACGUCGUUUGACUAUGUGAUCAAGACUAAGCUAGUGCAAUACUUGGUAAUUGAUCCUAUAAAGCGUCAUAUAUGAUACAAACUUCUUUAUACGUAUGUGAAAUUA
This is a messenger RNA of Ceratina calcarata, 3799 nucleotides long. Its product is annotated as SIN3-HDAC complex-associated factor. The coding region runs from base 866 to 2062 and encodes 398 amino acids. Gene Ontology annotation, cellular component: Sin3-type complex. The transcript is spliced from 6 exons. The record is from RefSeq and is a predicted model, not a curated record. NCBI's taxonomy places the organism in Eukaryota, Metazoa, Arthropoda, Insecta, Hymenoptera, Apidae. Gene Ontology annotation, biological process: negative regulation of cell migration.